Messenger RNA from Tetranychus urticae (two-spotted spider mite), 1045 nucleotides. It is a transcript of the gene MED6, whose product is annotated as mediator complex subunit 6. The record is from RefSeq and is a predicted model, not a curated record. Gene Ontology annotation, biological process: regulation of transcription by RNA polymerase II. Gene Ontology annotation, molecular function: transcription coregulator activity. Gene Ontology annotation, cellular component: mediator complex. Lineage: Eukaryota; Metazoa; Arthropoda; Arachnida; Trombidiformes; Tetranychidae.
AAGUUCGAUUGUCGAUAGCCUAGCAUCCAAGUUGAGCAGCUUUUUAUUUGUUUACCUCUUAAGUGUCACUUGGUAAACUUGGUAAAUAAGCUUUAUAUUUUGUCAUUAUCACCAUAGUUUUUUAUUAAAUAACUUUCAAUGAAUGAUCUUAAAGAUAAUCCGUUGUAUAUCUCAUGGCAUGAUUCUGCUUGGAUACCUCAUAUCAAUCAAGCAACCGUUCUUGAUUAUUUUGGCGAGAGGAGUAAUCCUUUUUAUGACCGAACCUGUAAUAAUGAAACACUUAAAAUGCAAAAGGCUAGUUUGGAUCAAUUAGAGAACAUGACCGGCACUGAAUAUAUCCUUCUCCAUGUACAAGAGCCCAUCUUAUAUGUCAUUCGAAAACAACACAGACAUUCUAAAGACCAAGUUACGCCAUUGACAGAUUAUUAUGUUCUUGCUGGAUAUGUUUACCAAGCUCCUGAUUUGAACUCUGUUAUAAACUUUCGUCUCACUACUGCUCUUCACCAUUUAUCUCAAGCAUUUGAAGAAGUUCACUCUUUUGCCAGGUACCAUCCAUCAAAAGGCUAUUCUUGGGAUUUCGAUAAAGAUGGUAAAUCUAAAGAAAAGAAGAGAGAGAGUGACAAAGAAAGUGAAAAGUUAAAAGAAGAGCCAAUCUCCGCAUUUCAGAGAGCUCGAGUUGAUAUGUUGAUUCAUGAAUUAUGUAAAAAAUUUCCGCCUCCACAAUCUAAGAAAUGAGAACAUACAGAAUGCCUGGAACUCUAUAUGGGCUUAAAAUUCACUUUGAGACUACUCAUGAAAGUAAACAAUCUUAAUUUCUGUUUCGGAAUGGAAAUCGUUCAUAGCAAAAAUAAAGCCAGUCUUAGAGCAUCGACUACUAUCUAAAAAGAUAUUUUUUCAUUCUCUGUCAAAAAUAUCGUGAACACAUGGAGUUAUCACUUUCAAACUGACAUUGUAAAAAAGAACAUGCAUCAUUUUAAUUGCUGCGAUUCAAACUUUAUUUCUGUUCAAUCAUUUGAUCAUGGGAUAUUAAAAAAAGUAUAAUUUA